GCCAAGUCUAAGAACAGCUGUUGGCACGAAAAGUUCUUAAUUAUAUUUUUGUUCUCGGUUGUUUUUCUCUUUUGUUUGGCUUUUAUUUACAUUUAUCAUGUUUCUGUUGACUUUGUUCGCCGUUUUGUGCCUUGGCUUGGCCUGCAGCGAGGCCAAGUCCAUCAAGAAGUCGCAUGUUAACAUGCCGGAGCCAACUCUGGGCACGGACGACGACUGGCAGGGCAAGUGGUUCCCCUAUGCUCCCGGCGAGCCCCACAUCCCCCAGAAUGUGCAACGUGUGCAGGCAACGGCAUCGACUUUACCUACUGAUAAUUGGACGGGCAAGUGGUUUCCCUAUGUGCCAGGAGAACCGCAUGUGGUUAAGGUGGCGCCGCAGGAGGGCAGCACCACUCCAAAGGAUAGCUGGACAGGCAAAUAUUUUCCCCAAAGUCCAAAUGAGCCGCACAAAGUACACAAAAAGCCCCUCGUCGAGGAGAACACUCAGUCCCUUAAUGAAAUCAUCUGCGAUAAUGGAAAGAGUAACCUUCGCCUGGAUUACGAUCCGAAUGACAUCCGGGAUAGCCUGAAUUACCUGUGCAUCAGCAGCAAUCGCAGUCAGUACCAGCCGGACUUGACCAGAGAGGCCCUACUCACAGAGCACUUUCUGCCCAGCGCCUAUUUGCCGCCAGCAAAGUGCAUGAAUGAGUCAAUCGAAUACACCCAUUUGCCAGUCACCAAUGGCCCCUAUCGUCCUUUGCCCGCUGAAUAUGGCGUGUACUCCUAUCUGCCGCCACAACGUUACCUGCGCAAUCUGGCCGAGGGCGCCAUUGUGAUGCUCCAUCAUCCCUGCGCCUCUCCCGGCCAAGUGGCGGAGCUGCAGCACAUGGUUAGCGGCUGCCUGUAUCGCCAUUUGAUCUCGCCCUCACAGACUCUCAGUGCCGAGCGUCCGUUGGCCCUGCUUGCCUGGAGCCGCAGCCUGGAGAUGUCCGUGGUGGACCGCCGACUGGUGGCGGACUUUAUACAGAAACAUGCCAAGCAAGGACCACUCGCGCUGGAGGAACUGUCGCGGGUGGUGGACAAGAGGGAGGCCUACAAAGAGGGACUGACAACGGAGGCGCGCUUGGUUACCACGGCGGAUGACUACGAGCUGUGCGGUUACAUGCGGGAGGGGAUGUAGGCGGGAAUAUGUUAACUAUUUUUUUGCAAUGACAGUAACAUGUAAAUAAACUUCGAAUAUUUUUAAAUUUGUUUAAUA
This is a messenger RNA of Drosophila kikkawai, 1234 nucleotides long. RefSeq lists its product as uncharacterized. Gene Ontology annotation, cellular component: cytoplasm. The record is from RefSeq and is a predicted model, not a curated record. Lineage: Eukaryota; Metazoa; Arthropoda; Insecta; Diptera; Drosophilidae.